Molecule: messenger RNA, 1616 nt
Organism: Lontra canadensis (Northern American river otter)
Lineage: Eukaryota; Metazoa; Chordata; Mammalia; Carnivora; Mustelidae
Gene: METTL14
Product: methyltransferase like 14
Exons: 11
Coding region: 129-1499 (456 amino acids)
Cellular component (GO): RNA N6-methyladenosine methyltransferase complex; nucleus
Molecular function (GO): mRNA binding
Source: RefSeq, a predicted model, not a curated record
GGUGAGGGAUACCGGGUGCCUGAAGAUCCCGGUGAAUCUUGUGUUUCACAGACUCAGAAGAAAAGUCGGGUGGUUUUUCAUCCGCUAAUAGUCAGGUUUUGGGGGCAGUGGGAAGCAGGAGUUGGGACAUGGACAGCCGCUUGCAGGAGAUCCGGGAGCGGCAGAAGUUACGGCGACAGCUCCUUGCACAGCAGUUGGGAGCAGAAAGUGCCGAUAGCAUUGGUGCUGUGUUAAAUAGCAAAGAUGAGCAGAGAGAAAUUGCUGAAACAAGAGAAACUUGCAGGGCUUCCUACGACACCUCUGCUCCAAAUGCGAAACGUAAGUAUCAGGAUGAAGGAGAGACAGAUGAAGACAAAAUGGAAGAAUAUAAGGAUGAAUUAGAAAUGCAACAGGAAGAAGAGAAUUUGCCUUAUGAAGAAGAGAUUUAUAAAGAUUCUAGUACUUUUCUUAAGGGAACGCAGAGUUUAAAUCCCCAUAAUGAUUACUGCCAACAUUUUGUAGACACUGGACAUAGACCUCAAAAUUUCAUCAGGGAUGUAGGUUUGGCUGACAGAUUUGAGGAAUACCCCAAACUGAGGGAGCUCAUCAGGCUGAAGGAUGAGUUAAUAGCUAAGUCAAACACUCCUCCGAUGUACUUACAAGCAGAUAUAGAAGCCUUUGACAUCAGAGAACUGACACCUAAAUUUGAUGUGAUUCUUCUGGAACCCCCUUUAGAAGAAUAUUACAGAGAAACUGGCAUCACUGCUAAUGAAAAAUGCUGGACUUGGGAUGAUAUUAUGAAGUUAGAAAUUGAUGAGAUUGCAGCCCCUCGAUCAUUUAUCUUUCUCUGGUGUGGUUCCGGGGAGGGAUUGGACCUUGGAAGAGUGUGUUUACGCAAAUGGGGUUACAGAAGAUGUGAAGAUAUUUGUUGGAUUAAAACCAAUAAAAACAAUCCUGGAAAGACUAAGACUUUAGAUCCAAAGGCUGUCUUCCAGAGAACAAAGGAACACUGUCUUAUGGGGAUCAAAGGAACUGUUAAGCGUAGCACAGAUGGGGACUUCAUUCAUGCUAAUGUUGACAUUGACUUGAUUAUCACAGAAGAACCUGAAAUUGGCAAUAUAGAAAAGCCUGUUGAAAUUUUUCAUAUAAUUGAACAUUUUUGCCUUGGUAGAAGACGCCUUCAUCUAUUUGGAAGAGAUAGUACAAUUCGACCAGGCUGGCUUACAGUUGGACCAACUCUUACAAAUAGCAACUAUAAUGCAGAAACCUAUGCAUCCUACUUUAGUGCUCCUAAUUCCUACUUGACUGGAUGUACAGAGGAAAUUGAGAGACUUCGACCAAAAUCACCUCCUCCCAAAUCGAAGUCCGAUCGGGGAGGCGGAGCUCCCAGGGGCGGAGGAAGAGGUGGAACUUCUGCUGGCCGCGGCCGAGAAAGGAAUCGAUCUAACUUCCGAGGCGAAAGAGGUGGUUUUAGGGGGGGCCGUGGAGGAGCACACAGAGGUGGCUUUCCACCUCGGUAACUUUUUAAGACACUGAUCUGUUAAUGCUCUAUAUCUUCUUCACUGUAGUUUGAUUUCCAACUGGGGGACUUUGUUUAGCAUUCAGUUCCAGCUUGCACUUUGCUUUAACUUCUCUAA